Messenger RNA from Sitophilus oryzae (rice weevil), 2748 nucleotides. RefSeq names its product armadillo repeat-containing protein 8-like. Gene Ontology annotation, molecular function: protein binding. Bases 67 to 2031 code for a protein of 654 amino acids. Gene Ontology annotation, cellular component: GID complex. Lineage: Eukaryota; Metazoa; Arthropoda; Insecta; Coleoptera; Curculionidae. The transcript is spliced from 14 exons. Gene Ontology annotation, biological process: proteasome-mediated ubiquitin-dependent protein catabolic process. The record is from RefSeq and is a predicted model, not a curated record.
CUUGUCUGUUGUCAAUUUGUGCUUGUCAAACAUUUUCGGCAGUCGGCAAAAAUACUCAAAUUAUAUAUGUUGUACAAAAUGCAACCUUUUACCGCUUUUAUGAAUGUAGAAAGCUCUCGAUCUUAUAUUGAUGAUUUAUAUUCACAAGAUUUCAACAAAUGUUUAAACUCCAUCAUUUGUAUUAAAAACUCUGUAAUUGGAUCAAACCGACAGAAGGAGAGUGUUAUUUCCCAAGGCAUUGUUCCGAGGCUCAUAUAUUUAUUAAAAGAUAAAAAUAUAAAGAACGAUGUGAGAACUGAAGCCGCUAUAACUAUAGGUUCCCUUGCAAAAGGCACAGAAGACCACAUAGAGCUUCUAAUAAAUUCUGGUGUAGUUCAAAGUCUUCUAGAAGUUUUAGAAGAAGAUGAUCCAAAGCUAAUUAAUGCUUGUUUAUGUUGCCUAAGGACUCUCGCAAGUCAAGAACACCACUUAAUUAAUUCUAAGUUUUCAACAAAAAAUAUUCAGAAAUUGCUCUCUCUUGUUGGACCCACAGAAUCUCUUCAAAGACAAUCUUGUAUAGCAACCAUAUUAACCUCGUCAUGCAAAACUGUAAAUGAACAGAAUAUUUUAUGCUCAGUUGGAGGACCUUUAGUACUGGCAUCUCUAUUAUCAGUCGAUCACCCAUCUGUUAGAAUUCCUGUCGUUACAUGUUUAGCAUCAAUGUGUUUUGAUAAUCGUGAUGUUGCCAAAGAAAUAGUGAAUACUAUGUAUAAAGAUAUUAAGAUUACAGAAUACCUUGCCGGAAUGGUGUCUAGAGAAAAGCCAACUGAAAUGCAAUUGGAAGCUGCAAGAUGUUUAACAAAUUUACACAGAGCAGAUGCUAUAUCAGCAAAUGACCCUAUAAUUACUUAUAAAACACUGCCGUGUCUAGUAAGGCUUUGUCAGUUUGAACAUAGCGAGUCUCACAGAAUAGUAGCUGCAGAUACUUUAGCUUAUCUUACUGAAGUAGAUAGUAAUUUGCAACAGGUUGCUGCCAUAAGCAAUCAGUUAGUGAAUGCUCUAGUGGAUUUGUUGGAAAGAUCUACGGUAGCAGCCAGAGCAGCUGCAUUUAGAGCCUUUGCCUCUCUAGGAGCUAACGAUGAAGAUAUUAGAAAACGGAUAAUAGAUACGAAAUGUCUUAUUGAAAGGGUGGUUGAAGGUCUCUCUGACAGCAAUAAAGAAAUUAAUUUGGCAUCAGUGCGUUGCUUGCACUCGUUGAGCCGCUCAGUACAACAGUUAAGAACUACUUUCCAGGAUCAUUCUGUUUGGAAGCCUUUGAUGACUUUGUUAACAGAUGAUCCAAGUCCAGAAUUACUGUUGGCAGCAUCUUCUACACUGUGUAAUCUUCUGUUGGAAUUUUCACCGGCGAAGGAACCAAUCUUACAACAAGGCGCAAUCCAACUAUUAUCAACCCUCACGUCGUCUGUGGAUCCAGCUUUACGUUUAAAUGGAGUUUGGGCUUUGAUGAACUUGGCGUUUCAAGCUGAACAGCGCGUCAAAAGCCAAAUAUUGACCACUUUAGGUACUGACCAAAUAUUUAGAUUGUUGGCUGACUCGGAUCCUCGCGUAUUAAUGAAGACUUUGGGGCUUCUUAGGAACCUCGUGUCUCCGAGAACUCACACGGAUACCAUGAUGGCCUUACAUGGCCCUCAAGUAAUGCAGGGCGUCGUUUUGGUACUCGAGGGAUCUCAUUCGCCAGAGAUUAAGGAACAGGCGCUCUUAAUUUUAUCCAAUAUCGCAGACGGAGAAAGGGCCAAAGAUCACAUAAUUUCGAACGAUGACGUACUUAAAAAACUGGUCGAUUAUAUGACCCAUCCUGCGCCUUGUUUACAGGAGUCUGCUGUGUUUUGUGUAGGAAAUUUAUCUAGAAAAGGUGAACCUGGUGCAAUUGAGAGACAGUCGAAAUUAAGAGAAUUAGGCGUGGUCAAUAUUCUACAACAGCUUAUGGGAACCUCGGACACGGUUUUAUUUAACCGCGUAAAAUCGACUUUAGGGAAUUUUACUGAUGUUUGAAAUGUCAGUGAUCUUUAUAAUUUCGUUCCAGACAAUUUCAGUUUAGACUGAAGCAAAACUUGUUAUAUAUGUACUAUGACUAGAUUUCUAUUGGGUGAUUCUCUCACUAGAAUAAAUUCAUUAAAUCAAACAGUUUUAUUUUUUCGGAAAAAAAUUUUCUACAGCGUGUCCCAAAUAUGAGAUGUGACAUCAUAUCUAUAUAUACGAUUUAAUGUAUUUAUUCCAAGUUAGAGAAUCAUCCUGUAUAUAGAUUUUAUCAAUUUUACCUAGCAAAGGGUUUUUUCCAGUUAAAAAACGAUUAUUGGUAUUUUACUAAAAAAAAACAAUGAAUGUGAUGUAUAGACUGAGUAAAUGUCGUUAAGAAACUAUUUACUAUUUAAAUAAAUAAGUCUACAUUGUACAAAAAAAAGGCGAAUAUGACAUUUUUAUAGCGGUUUUAAGGGAUAAAUUAUUAUUUAUAUGUGUAAUUUUAUAAUUAAAUUCUAGUCACUCUUAAGUGAAACUGAUAUUUAUGAACUAGGUUUCCUCUAAGAUAACGUCUUUUUUGGUGUACUAUUUUUUUGUCAAUAUUAAUUAAGUUUGUUUUGUCUAUAAACUUUUGAAGUACAUGUAAUAUGGGUUAUUUCAAUAAUCUCUAUUUGUAAUUUAAGUGACCGAUUAUUGUAACUGCAAUAUUUCUACUUUGUUGGAAAAUAAAACUAAAAGGACUAAAGCUUU